Dibothriocephalus latus is the source of this 603-nucleotide messenger RNA. The record is from the annotation of a GenBank genome assembly. NCBI's taxonomy places the organism in Eukaryota, Metazoa, Platyhelminthes, Cestoda, Diphyllobothriidea, Diphyllobothriidae.
GAGUCCCUUCCGGACUGUCCGGAGAUGCAUCCGUCUCUGGCGAGUGCUCGCGCGAAAGGUCGCGAAUUCGUCCAAUGUCUUCUGCAUCCCAGCAGUAUCAAACUCUUCUCUAAUAAAACUCACGUCAAGGCCGAAUUACGACCCUAUCAGAAGGAGGGUGUGAAUUGGCUGCUGUUUCUGCAAAAGUACGGCCUCAACGGCAUCCUUGCAGACGAUCUGGGUCUGGGCAAAACCCUGCAGACCAUCUGUGUCCUAGUCAGUCACCAUAGGAGUCGGCGAAAACGUGGCGGUGGCGCCUCACUCGUCGUUUGUCCCGCCACCCUCUGCAGCCAUUGGCUCCACGAAAUCGACAAAUUUGCCGGGUCUCCGCGCUGUGGUCUGCGUCCAAUCAUCUACCAGGGCACUCUGGAUCAGCGUCUGCAGUUGCAGUCGACUCUGUCGGACUACAAUAUUGUUAUCACCACCUACGAUUUGGUGCGGAAUGAUCUGUAUUUUUUCGAAGAGACCUUCUGGGAGUACCUCAUUCUUGACGAGGGUCACAUGAUCAAGAAUAGCAAGUCCAAGGUUGGUUUCUACUUAUCAAUUUGUCUGUUUUAUUUAUAA